GUCGGAGUGGAGACCGCCAUGAGGAGCUGGUGGAGACUGUCCGUUCUGUUUUGGACUGGGCAUCCAGUAUUGAGGGCCAGGGCUAUGACUUGGCGCCAGCUUGUCGCGCUGUAAGAGACAAGCUGGGCAUACGAGAUGUACUUCGUGUCGUCCAGGACUUCGUUGGCAGCCUAUUGUAUGUGGUAAUUGCAGCGGAGGCCAAAAACUCACAUGGCAAGGAUGUGAACGCAAAGGACCAACUGACAGAUUUCCUGUAUCAGUUAUGUGGACUUCAUGAGCAGUCCGAAUCAUCGAGCAGCAGCACACGUGUUUGUGCAGCACUGGUGGAACCUUGCAAGUCCUGUGCUUGCUGCCACAUCGCUCUGCGAGAGGCACUGAACAUCCUUCGUUUUGUUCACCAUUUCACAAGCACAGAAUCUGCUGCCUCAUCCUCCGAGACAGUCUCCGAGCAGCACCUUCCCAGGCAUGUGGAAGACGGCGUCCUUCUAAUGCUUCGCAUCAUCGUCAAGCUGAGCUCCAGUGUCCAUGAAGA
Messenger RNA from Symbiodinium pilosum, 532 nucleotides. NCBI's taxonomy places the organism in Eukaryota, Dinophyceae, Suessiales, Symbiodiniaceae. The record is from the annotation of a GenBank genome assembly.